Molecule: messenger RNA, 381 nt
Organism: Rotaria sordida
Lineage: Eukaryota; Metazoa; Rotifera; Eurotatoria; Philodinida; Philodinidae
Source: the annotation of a GenBank genome assembly
AUGAAAGAUGUAAUAUGUAUGAACUACAAAGAGUGGCCUACACGUUGUUAUUUGAAUACAAAUGGUAAUGUUGAUCAAGAUAAGAGUAAAAGAAAAGUUCGUACUGGCACUGAAAAUUAUGAUGAAGUCAAAAACGAUAUUUAUUCAAUAUUAGUCUCCUCUUUACCAGUCGAAAAUGGUCUUUCAUUCACAGAAUUAUGUCAACAGUAUUCAUUGAAAAAUGAUGGUCGAAAAAUGCCUUUUGAACAAUUAGGUUAUGCAACUUUGACAGACUUAUUGAAAACAAUGUGGGAUGUUGUAAGAAUCCAAGGACAGCGAUGUUAUUUACGAGUUGAAGAGACAAUGAAAGUUCACCAGAAGAAAAAGAAACAUAACAAAUAA